CUCUUCAUAUCACUCGCCUUUGUGAAGUGUAUACUUCACAGAUACCUUCUACGAUGUUAAUUUACAAUAGUAUUAAUAACAAAUUUGUUUAGAAGUGAUGUCGUGGCCAUCUGAUUUGAAAAUGUGUAUUCGGCUAAUUAGUUUGUAGAGUUAUGAAACUUUUUUUUAAAAAUAAAUAAUAUGAAUAAAAUUUAUAAUUUUUUUUACUGAUUAAUUGAAGAUAUUAAUGAUGGGAACUAUAGCAAAGGAAGAGGAAGAACUUAUGAAGGACUCAAAGUACAAAUUGUAUGUCAGUCAGAUUGACAAGUCCUUAAGAAAUUUUGAGUACAGCAAUGAAUGGGCUGAUUUAAUAGCUGCUCUAGGAAAGUUAAACAAGGUUAUUAACAACUAUGCAAAAUAUCCAGUUAUUCCUAGACGUAUCAAAAUCAGCAAAAGGCUUGCUCAGUGCAUGCAUCCUGCUCUUCCAUUUGGUGUUCAUUUGAAAGCAUUAGAAACUUAUGACCUCAUAUUCAAGUCUAUGGGCACGAACAGGCUUAGCCAUGAACUAUUCAUUUAUAGUGCAGGGUUAUUUCCUUUGUUCGGGCGAGCGGCGAUGAAAGUAAGACCUGAUUUACUAAAAGUUUAUGAAACCCACUUUGUCCCACUUCGUGCAAGAUUAAGACCAGCAUUACCAGGGUUUUUGAGUGGUGUUCUUCCUGGACUGGAAGAAUCGUCUGAGUAUUUUACGAGGACAAAUACCCUCUUGGAGAAUGUUUGUGAAGGAGUAGGACCUAGCCAUUUUUAUGGAUGCAUCUGGGAUUGCUUAGCUUCAAAUUCUUGUGUCAGGCUUCCAGCUAUAUCUUAUAUACUUGCACAUUUUGAUAAGAAACUACCCACGGAAGAUCAGGCGCAUAUUAUGGGAAAUAACAUAGAUGUUAUGGUUUGUGGAUUAAUUGCAUGUAUUGAGGAUUCUAGUAUUUUAGUACAGAGAUGUGCUUUGGACCUGCUGAUAAUAGGAUUUCCGAUGCAUAGCUGCCAUAUGACCAAUGAUGACAUGAUACGUCUAGUUACUGCAGCUCUAGUUACGAUUCUUAGGAGAGACAUGUCUCUAAACAGGCGAUUAUAUGGGUGGUUAUUGGGUACCGAGGUAAAUAUGACUUUACUUUCCCACCAUCCUCAGAUGAGAAAAGCCAAAGCUGAAAAAAGAAAUGCCAAUUACUUUGAUGUGUUUUCUAAAGAAAUGCUAGUAAAGGCCAUCAAAAUAAUUUUGGAUUAUGCUAUUGGAAAAUCACCCCAUGAUUUAAAGCCAUAUAAACUGUUAGUGUCUCUAAUUGACAAAGAUGACAUUGGUCCUGUGAUUAUAGAUGAUAUCCUGUUUGAAGUUUUCAGGUUACUGUACCUUUGUUAUAACAUGGAUUCUAAACCGAACACUAGCGAUCUCCUUAAAAAUGCUAAUUUGCUGUUCGGAGCUUUAGUCCCUAGAUAUUUAUGGGAAUAUGUCGGACAACUUUUUUCUGUUGCAUGUUCUCAGUAUCAUGGAACAAGUUUGUCUGACAAAGAAGAAAAUCCUGUUAAAAGAGUAGGAAGUGGAAGUCCAAACAUUGUAGAGGUUUGUGCAUUAGCAGAGUUUCUUCUGGAUAUUGUUUCUCUUGAAACUUAUACUGAAACUUCAAGUGAGCAUUUGCCAUCUCUCUUCCACCAUUUGGUUUUACAAUUAACUGAACACUGUGACAGCCUGUCUGCUAAACAGGUCGCUCGCGGUUUGAAAUUAUGUGCGAAAAUCCUUACCCGAGUUCAGCCAGCUAUAGUUGGAAGUCAUACAACAGGCAAUGUUCCUUUAGAUGAAGAAUUGGAUAGCCCACAAACUACUGCGGAUAGUACGAGUCUUGACGAAGAAGUUUCUUCAGAAGUAAACCAUGAGAAAUCUGAUUCAGUUUUCGAACAGUGUCUGAGGCAAUAUGAACGUUUUUAUGUUACUUUUAUCUAUGGAACGAGGCUCAAGGUUGGCGAAACGAGAAGCAUUUCACUCAUACUAGAAUCUCUCCGCGUCAAGUCUUUUCAUUCCAAUUGGGAAGAAGAUGUCAAACAAAUAGAUCUUAUUCUUUCUUUAGAAGGCGUUAACAAUAACGACCAAAUUAUUAGUUCUGUAACUAACGAGCAGCCUCGAACUAAAACUCCUGGCGAGGAAUGGGUCGAACCUAUGAAAGUAGCAUCCAGGCUUCUUGUAGAUCUUUCGACGCUACAGACAUUUUUUAAAUCUCCUCAUUCAAAAAAAAUGUUUGAGACCAACGUUUCAGCCGGCGAUGAGAGCAACUAUACAGAGUUUCUUCCGGAAUGGCUUCGAGUUUUGAUAGCGUGUGCCUGCUGGUUGCCUUCGGCUGUUCCACUCCAGUUUGUUGCUAUAUCGACCCUGCUAGAUCUCAUCGAGUUGUGUAGGACUGCUCAAUCGUUAGUUCAAACAAGUUCAGAAGACGUUCUGACUCCUGUUCUGAUACUACCUUUACUUUCGCCUCCUCAUCUCAGGUUUAUUGAGAAGCAUACGUAUAUAUUUCAAAUCAUUGCUAGGUGGCUGUGGAAUCAGUUGGCGAAUUUGGAAUAUAAAUUAAAAUGUGUAGAACUAUUGUAUCAACUUCACAGCAUGCUGCUUAAUAAUGACGUCGUCGAAAACUGUAUUUGCAACUCAUUGAAGGGAAUUGGUAUGACUCCUGAUGAACGAUUAGAGUCUUUUCGAAGAUUUGCAUCCCUUUGGCAUAUUGGACGCGAAAUAAAUGCUAAACAGGGAAAUUCACUAAGGAUUACAGAUAUAUUUUAUAAGUCUAUGUUAAAGAUGUUGGAUAAUUUAAAACUUCCUGAAAGUGACUGUUUAAAGGUAGAAGCUCAAAAUUGGCUCUUUCAUUCUUUGAUUCGAAAUGACCUUCCAAGAAUACUCGAUCCUAUAUUUUAUAUACUACUUGAUCAUCCAACCGCUCGCUUGAGUGUUCUUCAUAUCAGAGCGAAAACCACUGAUGAUAUUAAUUCUACUAAUACUCAUGAAGAGCAUAAAAAUGUUUAUGCAGUAAGCUCUGUAAAUGGAACACUAGUAUAUCACUCCGACUCUAAGAAAAAAUCUACGAAUAAAAAAGGGAAGCACAUAACUGCUGUUACAUCUAUGACGAACCAAAGCUCGAAAUUAAAUCCUAAAUAUGUGACGGAAAAAAAUGAAGAAAAUCUACAAGUAUUUGAUAAUACAAAGGACAAAAAUGCUAGUCAAAGUAUUUCUGUUUAUGUUAAUCCAUUGUCUGCCAAUCAGCCUGAAAUCAAUACAGAUUUUGAUGAAUAUUUCGAAGACACAAAUGGUAAUGAAUUUCCAUCAGAAAAUAGUGAGUCUGCUCCGAAGGCAGUACAAACAAAUAUUGAUAGCGUUAAAAAUAGUAGUGGUAAAAAUAAGUCAAGUGAACAAGAACCUGGAAAAACUGGGUUUGGAAUAAAUACAGCUCUUAAAAUAUCUUCUCUCGAUUUGUUAAAUAUAUCUGAUACCAUAUUUACCAAAGUUAGUGAUGGCGAAAUCAGUAAAAUACAUAGAGGUUCAUUCUCGAGCGAAGGGAUUUCUACGAUAAUAUCCGAUGAAACCGAAACAUCUUUAGUCAGUGUCGAGAGUAGUGGAAUGGUGAGAAGUUGGUCUUUUCCGGGGAAAGAUUUAGACAAUAACAGUGAUCUAGAAGAAUCGGCUGCUGCUGAAGAAUAUUUUAAUGGUCAAAGUGAUGAUUCUAUGGCAGUGGUGGAGUAUAUUCUCGGUGAUCUGUUAGACAGAGUUGUAUUUCUUUCUGGAGACCUCGAAGUUACAACCAAGCCUGUGAAAGCCCAAGUAAAACCGAAAUCUCAGAAUCGGAAAUUACAAUACCAACCAACAAUUACUUCUCAUGGUAGCUGCACAGAUCCAUUGCACUCUCAUAUACUAUUAUACCAGAAGAAAUUUGAAGCGGACAAAAUAUUGUAUGCUUUAGAAACAUUAAGGAAUAUAAUUGUUCAUAAUCCAAGACUUUUUUUACACUAUUCAUCGACGACACUUCUUGUUUCGAGGUCGCCUAUCCUGAAUGCACUAGCGAGGCACAGAAAAUCAUUAUUUGGUAGAGGAUUUUAUGGAGACUUAGAUGGUGGUAACAUUCGAACCGCUAUGUAUCUCGAAGUUAUUAUGAAGACUUGUUUAUAUUUCAUCCGUAGUUUUUAUCAUUUGGAACAACAUAAUAUAACGCAGAAAGACAUUGAAGGCAACAAAAAAGUUCAAAUUUGUGCGACUGAUAUCUUGAGGUUGCUGUGCAGUGAAAUGAUAACUUUCGUUAAAGCAAACGGCAGGAGUCUAUCGUAUUAUCUCGCAGAUAUGUUCACACGAUUGAAAUUAUACAAAAUCGUUCUGCAUUGCGUACUGACUAGUUUGACACCUGUAAGAACAGAGAGUGGACAACUCUCUCACCAGGUUCUUAAAUUUAAUGACGGUUUUGAUAUUAAUUAUCAAAGGCUUCCUAUGCAUUCUGAGACUCUUCAAAUACAAUUAAUGAGAUUCCUUUUAUCAUUACUGAUUUUGGAGAGGGAAAUAAGCUUCCAUCGGACCGAAUCUUCAACUUCAGACAAAAACGUUGAUUCUCUCUCUGAUCUUCGCUAUAUUAACGGACGGCUGAUUCCAGAACAGCCCAUGUUCUUAGCUAUUGUUUCAAGAGCUUUGGAAAUGCAACCGUAUUCUAGGCACACUCAUUCAUUUUGGACUUCAUUUGUUGCUUCAUCUUUGCCUUGUCUAGGAAAUGCGUUGACUAAAGUUGUAACGACUGUACUUAAGCAGAUAUGUAGCAACGUAGAAGAACUUUCUCAAUGUUAUGGUGGGAAAAGUAGUAUUUGUUUUCCACCUGAUUACGGAAUAACCCAGGUUGAAGCGAUGACUGUUCUUUGUCAUUUUUGUCUUCUUGAUUCAGCAUUUAAAAAUCAACCGCUUGUAUCAUUUCCUGGAUCUUGUUCGUCUCAGAUAUUCAACAAUUUGACUAACCUAAUUAUACCCAGUCCCGUUGUGAGCUUAAGUGCUGAAAUUAAUGAUGAAUCGUUGAUCAUGGCAAGGAAAUCUGUAUUAGGUCAUUUACCAAGAGUGAUUGCUAGUUCAUCUGUGCUUUGGCAAGCACUAAUCAAUAGAAAAGAAGCGGAAGGUGAAAAUUGCGAAGUCGGUAGCGGACGGAUCGUGAAACAACAAAUUUUGGACUUCCUGAGUCCUAUCGCUGUACAUCACUCAACCAGCUUUCUUGCUGCUAUGGCUGUUGUUUGGAGAGAAAGAAGAGUUCCAAUUACACCUAAUAAUUAUACCGUUAUACCAAAUGCAAGUGAUGAUCAAAAAGUUCUUGUACAACUAUUAACUGGUAUCAAGGCAAUGCCUAUCGAUUUAAUAGUGCAAACUUUGAGCCAAAUUGUAAAGCAACCCGCCAUGGAUCAGGAAAUUGCCGUUAGUGUGGAAGUGAGUGCUUUAGAAUUAUUUGUAAAUUAUACUCAGUUUGUGGCGGCGGGAAGCUUGUGUGACAGUUGGUCCAGUUUCCUUCAGCUGCUCAAGGAAUCACCCAGUCUUAGUCCGCCCGCACAAUUCCUCUUGCUUGGCGCUCUAAGUCAGUUUGUCGAGAAAUGUCCAACUUUCACUGAUAAAAAGGAUCUCAAAGAUAUUCAAGAUAUAACUGUCAAAAUGGUUGAAUCGUGCAUAACUAUUGCCGGUGCUUGCUUAGAGCAAACAACUUGGCUUAGGAGAAACUUAGCUGUCCGUGAAGAGGAACCUCCGGUUACUCCAGACAAAGAGGACAAAUAUUUUGAUGAUCUGGAGUCUACGGAAAUAGAGUCUUUAAUAACUGACGAGUCCUUUAUGGAAGAAAAACCCAAGAAAAACCGUAAAUCUAAACUGAAAAGGGUGACUAAAAAAAUACGCCAUGAUGCUGAAAAACUCCAAAUAAGUGCUAUGCAUGAAUGGUUCAUGAAGGCUAUUGGAAACGACUCCAAUGUCUCCUUUGAAAGUACAGAGAGAUCCAAAAAUGGUGGAAAUUCGGUAACACAGUACAGUGUUGGAGCUUUGACAGUGUUAGCACAGCUAUUGGCCCCAUUGUUGGACGUUGCCUUUGGAAACCAGGAAAAGGAAAGAGUUGUUACACUACUGAUAAAUUUGAUGUACAACGUUACACCUUAUCUUAAGAACCAUACACCAAGGAAUGCAGGAAGUUAUUACGCAUGCUCACAGUUGUUGGCAAACCUCAGUUCCUACCAGUACACGAGGAAGGCUUGGAAGAAGGAUGCUAUGGAACUAUUUUUUGACCUUGCGUUUUUUCAAAUGGAGUUGAGAUCUCUACAGCAUUGGCGUGUGAUAGUAGAUAAUUUAAUGUCUCAGGAAGACUCGACCUUUAGGGAGCUUAUGAACAGAAUAUCGGUAGCUCCAGCAAAUUCUCUCAAUAUAUUCUCCAGUAAAGACCAGGAAAAUGAGCAAAGAGCGCAGCUGUUGAAACGAUUAGCAUUUGUGAUAUACUGUAGUGAUACUGACCAGUUUUGUUCUCAUAUAAAAGAAAUACAAGAAAGAUUAUCUGAUUGUAUAAAGAUGCCGCAAAUCGUGCCAGGACUAGAAGCCCAAGUUUUUCUAUGCCUAAGGGUUCUUCUCUUAAGGAUGACACCAGCUCAUAUAAUCCCAUUAUGGCCGACAAUCAUCAGCGAAUUGGUUCAAGUUUUGAUGAAUAUUGAAGAGGAACUGUUGAGUGAGAGUGAAGAGAUACGGAAAGAAUCCGAUAGUAAUGGUUUGCUUUCGAUGGGAUGGCUUCAACUCCAGUUGGCAGCUGCUAAUUUACUGUUUCUUGCCGUUCAAUUACCAGCUGAUAGGUUACCCCAGUUUCAGAUGUAUCGAUGGGCGUUUGUUGGCGGUGAUGUCACAUCAUCAAACAAUAGUAAUGCGAGUCCUGAUUUUGUUCCACACGUUACCAGGAUUGCCCAACUUAUGGGUAAAAAGUAUGGAAAAAAAUUAGAAGCUUUACCUACUCCACUGCUUCCCACAUGCACAAAAGUUAAAAGCCUCGAGGACUUAUACCCAUUCUUCACAGCAUUAAGUACAGGAAAAUAUACACCACUGUCUGUUACUCAACUAGAGCACAACUUAGAACUCGAUUUUCUUGAUGUAAUGCCUUCUGGGCGAUAGCUGGACAAUCUUAUAUAGGUAACGAGGAAGUAGCAUUAAUUAAUAUAUUUUAUUAUCUUUUCUCUUUUCUUCAAGGUGUAUGUUACCUAAAAACACUUACAUUGUAUUUUUAUUAGGCAAUUUCUUUUUGUAGUUAUCCUAAAACUAAAAAAAAAAAGAAGAAAAAGAUUAUAAAGGGAUUUAUAUAAUAGCAAUUAGAUUUAAAGAUAAUAGUUUUGUUUAUCCAUUGAUUUUAUUUUUAUGAAAACAGUAUUAAUGUGAAUGGUAAUUAAGAAUUAUAUUAAUUAACAAGUUUGAAGAAGGUUAGAUUUGGUAAAAUAAAAUUCUGGGAAUGACGUUUCAAAGGAGUAAAAGUUCAGCAUAAACAAUUGUUUUUUUUUUUAUAAAUGUUUGCUUUAUCUUAAUUUUUAGUUCUCAGAUUUGUGCUUUUCACUCAGAUUAAUUGCUAUUAAAUUUCUUUUCUAAUUAAUGUUUUCAAAAACUUAAUUACUGAAUCAAAGGAAAGGUAUUAUAUUAUACUUCAUGACAUCGUAUGUUAAUUUAUACAAUUUAAUAAUAGUAGAUAGUAAGCUAUAGUAUAUUUCAUAUAGAGAAAGUUUUAUCUUGUUUUUUUUUUUGUUUUUUUUAAAGACUUGAAUUUUUCUCAUCCGUACAUUGUAAACUAUAUGUAAUGAUAUAUAUUUUUGGCUUUCGUUUUUAGUUCCUGAGAAUUAAUUAGUUCUUGUAAGUAAAUUAUUUUGAAUUUAAAGUUGCCUUAUAAAUAAAAUUUAAAAAAAAAAGUUUAUAUUUUAUUGUAUCAAGAUAACUAUAUGUAUAUAUUGUAAAUCUUAAAUUUGUAAGAAUAUUAAAAGUGCCUAUAUGAAAGUCAUGUACAUAGUUUUAAAAAGAACAAGAAAACAUUCCUGAAGAUUAUUAUUUUGUACAUAACCAGUUGUACAUUUGUUUAUUCUAGUUAUAAUUUCCCUUAUUUAUUUCAUAUUCAUUAAGAUUUUUAUUUUAUUUUUCACAAUCAGUGAUUAAAGCUUUAUCAGAAUUUAUGAACUUAAGUUUUGUUUAAUUUGUUUGUUUUUUUUUAGUUGUCUUCCAUUAAUCUUCCAUGUUGUUACCAUAAAUUUUAUUUCACUUAUUUGUUUUUAUCUUUAUGAAAACUUUAGUAGAUUUAAGAUUUCGUUACUUGUUAAUUAUGAGUGCUGCGAUUAAAAUCAUAUUACAAAUUAUAAAUUUAAAAAAAAAUAUGGAUAAAUAAUUGUAUUGACUGUGUCUAGUUUUAUUUCAAUUAUCUUAGAAUAAAUGGCAUCAAUGAUAUUCCUGUUGAAUGGAUGUAUUUGUUUAUAUAAUGAAUGAAGUGUGCUGAUGUUUAAAACAUACACUUCUCAUUUUAUCAUUUUUUAAAAUUAAGCAAUGGUAUUAUUAAUUCAACUGGUCUUUUUGAUAAUGAAUGCUUAAAUUUGUGAAGAAUAUAUUUUUUCAUACUUAUUGUGAUAUAUCAAAGAAACCACUCAAUUUAUUUGAAUUGUUAAAAUAUUCACCUACAAUAUUGUGAUUUUAUUUGUACAAAGUGUUGUUACGAUUUAAUUUGUUAAAAUUUAACAUUUAAACAAAUAAAUGAUUAUGUCGAUAUGAGUUGUUCUUAUCUCUGCAUCGUAUGUACAUACACAUAUAUAUUUUUUUAAACAACACAUUUGAAUAAUUUAGAUCAAUGUGACACAGAAGAAAGUCUGUUAAAAUGUUUAACUUAUACUUUUAAGUUUGCUUUAGAACAUUUUUGUCUAUAAGUAUGUAAUACAUUCUUACUUCUGA
Messenger RNA from Nezara viridula (southern green stink bug), 8950 nucleotides. Lineage: Eukaryota; Metazoa; Arthropoda; Insecta; Hemiptera; Pentatomidae. The record is from the annotation of a GenBank genome assembly.